AUCGAGGAAGCAUGACAUCUUCUCUCAGGACAUUGGACCUGGCCAGGUCCAAGUGGGCCAAGGCAACCGUAAGAGUUUCAUCAUCCUUAGAUCAUCAAGAUUCAACAACCUAUAUGUCAUUAACCUUUUCCAAAAGGCUCGUGUCAAGUGCGAUGGUCCAGCAAGUUAGCCAGUCGGGCAAAGCAAGGCUGAAAAUGUAUGAUGAGCAGGUUAAGCCUAGCCAUGCAUCUAUCUGCUUCUGUAACCAUGGAGCGGCCACACAAGGUUGUCGGUAUAUGUUUCUGGGGCACCCAUCAACCGCACUAUUGGGUUGAUGAAAUGAUUGAUGAUCUGUUUAGAUCUGCGAUGGUGCCAUCAUUAGUUAUUAGCUCAUUAAGCAAAAAAUCUUCAUCUUGUCUUUCUUAUUGCUUUAGCUUUCAUGAUUGAUCCUUCACCAACAGCAGCACCCAACCCCAACUGUUCCAUGGCCAUCUGCUUGCACUUGAAGUUAGAAAAAAUGGGAAAGAUAAAGGAAAACCUCAAAAAAAUCCCCCAAAAAUAAUCAUAUAAAAUUAGAUCAGUUGUAACAAAUGGUUGGUGAGUAGGCUUGCUAUAGGCUGCUGUUCAGCCCCUUCUCAUACUCCAUCCCCAACAAAGUGAUUAAUAUGUUGAUCAUAUAUAUUUAUAAAUAAUAUAUAUGUGUGAGUGAGUAUAUAUAUUAUGUUAAAAACAGAGUAUAUUGAAGAUUAGAAGCAGAACCGUCUAAAAGGAAGAAGAAGAGCAAGACAGAAGGGAAUAGAAUGAGUACUGCAAGGUUCAUCAAAUGUGUGACAGUCGGAGACGGAGCGGUUGGAAAGACCUGCAUGCUCAUUUCCUAUACGAGCAAUACCUUUCCCACGGAUUAUGUUCCGACGGUGUUUGACAACUUCAGCGCUAACGUGGUGGUGGAUGGAAGCACUGUGAAUCUCGGGUUAUGGGAUACUGCAGGACAAGAAGACUACAACAGGUUGAGGCCCCUGAGUUACCGGGGAGCUGACGUGUUCCUGUUGGCCUUUUCUCUUAUCAGCAAAGCGAGCUACGAGAACAUCUCUAAAAAGUGGAUUCCUGAGCUGAGACACUAUGCUCCUAACGUUCCAAUCGUGCUCGUAGGAACAAAACUCGAUCUGAGGGAAGAUAAGCAGUUUCUGGUAGAUCAUCCUGGAAUAAACCCGAUAACAACUUCUCAGGGUGAGGAGCUGAAGAAGAUGAUUGGUGCUGUCACUUACAUAGAAUGCAGCUCUAAGACUCAACAGAACGUGAAGGCAGUGUUUGACGCAGCAAUAAAGGUUGCUCUGAGGCCCCCCAAACCGAAGAAGAGGAAACCCAAGAAAAGGACCUGCACAUUCCUAUGAUAAAGUUUUACAACAGGCUUUCUUUGCUCCAGGUUUUGAUCAGAUCAUAUUCAUAUCGGACAGCUGAUAAUAGAUUUUGUAUGUAUCGCGGGUCGAAUCAACGGAGGUGUAGCUAAACCAAAAUACAAUUGGUAGUUAAAUUUUCCAUUUUAUGUUUCCCAUCGUGCCAAAGGGAGUUUAAGUUAGUGCCUCCUUAGAGAUAUAAUGCUGUACCUUUUUGUCAUUCUGUUGAAAGUAUCGAGGGAAAUUUACAAUUAUUGAAUUUCAGAAUCAGUCGAUGAGGAAAGCGAUGGAUUUGCAUGGGAUGUAAUCUUUAAAUGUCAUGUAAUUAGUUUUAUAUUCC
Punica granatum (pomegranate) is the source of this 1713-nucleotide messenger RNA. Lineage: Eukaryota; Viridiplantae; Streptophyta; Magnoliopsida; Myrtales; Lythraceae. The record is from RefSeq and is a predicted model, not a curated record.